CUCCUAAGCGGUUCCGUGACCCGCCGACGCUCGUUUCAAAUCAUCGCGCUUCUCCCCCUGACUCAGGACUCUUCAGUUAUUGACGCCGGAUUACGAACGAUUUUCUUGGAGUCUAUAGACGCAAUUCGACGACACAUCGGUUUGACACGAUAUUGAGAAAGUCGAUUUGUUCUCUGACUAUCGGGAGUCGACCAUAAUACAUUCAGACGAGCGUCAGCGCAACCGGACAUCAUGUCCAUCGCAAAGGACGCUUUCUUCGUGGGGCCCGCCACGCGACAGAAGAAAAGAAUACGAUUAAUCCUAAUAGCGACUAUAGCAGCCCUUUUCUUCUUCUUUUCUUAUAACUUCUCCAGACGCCGGGUACAAUUUAUCCCUUCAGUCUCCGGCUACGACCAUGACGAACAUACCGGAUCGGUCGCCAAACCUCCGUCACUCACAGCCGGAGCGGGAACAUGCAACAUCGAUACCGGUGUUGUGGAGAGAUAUGGUUUGACCGGAGAUGUCAAAUAUUCCCGCCGUGAGAUUUAUGUUACCCUUACCGACAAGGAAGAAAUACCGAUCACGACCAAAAUGGAUGUGAACCUUUUUGAUGAACGCCCUACGUCCUUGUCGUCCAAUGUCCAAACUACCGUUAACUGCUCGGAACCGAUUACCGUCCGAGUUCCUCCCUCGUUACCUUUCAGAGAUGCCUCACAUAUCGACUUUGCAAUUUCCACGAAUAUGGAGAGAUUGAUGGACUCAAUGGAUGCCUUUUCGGUCUGGGCAGGCUAUACAAACACCCGAUUCUUGGUCUUUAUUGAGCCUGGUGCGGAUCAGAGAAAGGCACAGCGGAAGGCUAAGAGUCUUGGAUUGAACAUUGAGCUUUACGAGUCCGACGUUGACUACGAGAACCGAUAUUCGUUGCUGGUGAAGCUCUUGGCUGAUCAUGCCCGUCCCGAAACCAGAUGGUUCUGUAUCAUGGAUGAUGACACUUUCUUCUUAUCCAUGCCUCGACUUUUGCACAUGUUGGGCAAAUACGACGACACGAAGCCUCAUUAUAUUGGCACCGUGACUGAAAGCGAUAGUCAACUGUCUAUGUUUGGAAUUUUCGCCUAUGGAGGAGCUGGAAUGUUCUUCUCCCGCCCUUUGAUGGAUGAACUAGGUCGGAUCUGGGACGAGUGUGACGCCGGUACCGAUCACGGAGAUGGAAAGAUUGCUCACUGUGUCUAUCAAUACACUCGCACCAAGCUUGAAAUGGAGACCGGGCUCAACCAAUUAGAUUUGAUGAACGAUGCUUCGGGAUGGUUCGAAGCUGCGCGCUCUAUCCCAGUUUCUCUUCAUCACUGGAAAUCAUGGUUCUCUGCAGACGUUGUCAAGAUGACCGCCGUCCGCGAUGUCUGCGGCACCAACUGCGUGCUUCGCCAAUGGAGAUUCGCUGAUGGAUGGGUUCUGACGAACGGUUACUCGGUUAUUCAUCACGGAGCCAGUAUAUCAGAUGACUAUGGCGCUUUCGCCAUGGAAAAGACGUGGGAUGACCUCAACGGCUCUACUGACGAGUCCUUCGUGCGUACAUUAGGUCCUCUCCGGUCAAAGGAAGCAGACAAGAUCUCACUCCGACUUGAGGACGCCAUUGUUGAAGGAGGCCAGUUCGACAAUUCUACAUUCGCCGCGUUGAGGGAGGCGACGAAGUACUGGAACUUGUUUGGCGGUUAAACAACUAAUUAACCUUUUGACCGUACUCAAUUCGCUGUAUCAUCGAUUCCCGGCGUUUUUAUAAUUAUUAUCUUUACGACCAUUUCAAUCAUAGACCGGUUAUCGUGAAUUGAAUUCUCCGUACAAUCGAUUCUCCUUUUUUAUAUGCUGCUGUUUGGAUCGAUUACUCAAAAAACCUCGAGUUCGAUAACAUGACUAUCGGAAUUUCCUUUUCACAAUGAUGAUUGUCUCUUAAUUCACUCAAAACAAACAUCCUCGAUACCGUUUCAUUUCUAAAUCUUUGUCUUCAUGUCGAUUCGGAGCAGUUGAGGUCUGGGUUUGCGUUUCACGGGGAUAUUGGGGUUAGCUUGAGUGUUCUAUGUACUGUAUAUAUUUUGUCUCUGUCUUGGGGCUCCACUGAACUUGAUGACACUUGUGUUCAAUUCAGGUUCGAAAACGAAUAGGAGCUUUCUUUUACAUUGUUUAUCAUGUCAUGAAUGUAUGGUAUGUCUCUGGGGUUCCGGAGGCAAGUAAACUCUGACUUGAUGAACGUGGUCAUGCCUACACCAUAGAACUAGAACAAUGAAUUAGAGGCCGUUUAUAACACAUCUAAAUGGCUUGGACAAUACUACCCGAUUCCAAAUUGUGUACACCGC
This is a messenger RNA of Talaromyces stipitatus ATCC 10500, 2327 nucleotides long. RefSeq lists its product as uncharacterized. The record is from RefSeq and is a predicted model, not a curated record. The transcript has a single exon. Lineage: Eukaryota; Fungi; Ascomycota; Eurotiomycetes; Eurotiales; Trichocomaceae. The coding region runs from base 232 to 1692 and encodes 486 amino acids. Gene Ontology annotation, cellular component: membrane. Gene Ontology annotation, molecular function: acetylglucosaminyltransferase activity.